Messenger RNA from Lentinula edodes (shiitake mushroom), 885 nucleotides. RefSeq lists its product as uncharacterized. The transcript is spliced from 6 exons. The coding region runs from base 1 to 885 and encodes 294 amino acids. Lineage: Eukaryota; Fungi; Basidiomycota; Agaricomycetes; Agaricales; Omphalotaceae. The record is from RefSeq and is a predicted model, not a curated record.
AUGCCAUUCAAACCUUUUGUCUUGGACUUGAUAAGAGGGGUACGUAUCAAAACCUUUCCACGCUUCGAUCACUGCUUCUUCUAUCUCAAUGCCUGCUCGUCGACAUUCACGAAAGCACAAGACAGCACAGGAACAGUGGCUAGCACGACAGGCAACAAAUACCAGAUAUUAUGCCAAAAUCGGGAAACUAUUUGUGAAAGUCGCCGAAGUACAUAUAAAGAAAAAGUCAACAAAAAGCUGGCGGAGGAGAUCCAGGAACGGGAAACUCGGAAGGUGGCCCAAUCAGUGACUCAAGAAUCUGAAAAUACCCCAUCCACGCUUCUGGGCUCCCCCAAGCGUACUGCACUUGAUGUUUCAUCAUCGAAAGAAGCGGAAGCGACUGUAAUAGCACCUAUGGCCUGCUCUAAGCCGAAUUUCAAUGAAAUUGAUCACAACGCGACUAAAGAAGCAGAAGCUACUGCAUCCCUACUCACCGGCUCUUCCAAGCUUAGUUUUACAGAGCUUGACGCUGCGUUAGAAAAUGCACGCAAAAUUUAUGACGAUUUUGAAGAAUUCAGAGGUGAUAGCCGUCGAGAAUUUUGGAGACAACUUUGGAAACAAUUCAGGCGAACGGACGACUAUAAAGACCUUGAAGAGCUCGAGGAAGACCUCACCGCUGUCGUUGACCAAAUGGAAUCAAGCGUGGCCAGGGUACAGAAGCACUCCGAUGGCGACGAAGGAGGACUCAGAGAAGUCAAUGGCUAUCUGAAGGAGAUUUCUAUUUGGCUAGAGGACUUGAGGGGCUUCAACCGCUCGGCAUUGUGGGGUGUAGAUGCCUUGAGAGAGGAUCUGAGAGAAGGUGGUCGGAUUCGUUAUCUGGUCACUCAACCGUUGACAAUUUCAUGA